This is a messenger RNA of Strongylus vulgaris, 449 nucleotides long. The record is from the annotation of a GenBank genome assembly. Lineage: Eukaryota; Metazoa; Nematoda; Chromadorea; Rhabditida; Strongylidae.
GAAUUCAUGAGUUACGCACCUUUUCAUAUAAUGUCCAUCUCAUUCAAAUUUUUUUCACAGGAGGUCGCGUUGAAAUUCGCCGCCGCCCAAGAAGCGCUGAGCGAAACUCCUAUCCAACUUCACCACUAUGUGACAACGCCACCUCUCCGUUAUUCAUUCAGAAAUAUGCGUUCACAAAACUCAACGGUCCGCUUGAUAACAUGGAACAGAAAUCACCUUUACCGCUAGUCUCACGUAACGCAUUGGAUGAGCGUCAAUACGCGACCAUUAUCGAGGAGUUACGCGUUAUCUCAUCAAGAGUUAAAAAAGAGGAAAUGAUGCAUGCUCAACGUGCUGACUGGAUGUUUGCGGCAAUGGUGAUAGACCGUGUGUGCUUCGUCACCUUUUCCGUUUUUCUUAUACUUUGUACACUCGUUCUUUCCUACCGAGCACCACAUAUCUUUGCAUAA